Candidozyma duobushaemuli is the source of this 852-nucleotide messenger RNA. RefSeq names its product Prr2p (gene PRR2). The record is from RefSeq and is a predicted model, not a curated record. The coding region runs from base 1 to 852 and encodes 283 amino acids. NCBI's taxonomy places the organism in Eukaryota, Fungi, Ascomycota, Pichiomycetes, Serinales, Metschnikowiaceae. The transcript has a single exon. Gene Ontology annotation, biological process: protein phosphorylation. Gene Ontology annotation, molecular function: ATP binding; protein kinase activity.
AUGUUCUCUCGAGAUACGCUUGUCUAUCGACCUGCAGCAGGCGUCAGCGGAUCAGUGGAAAUCUGGAAAACCUCCCAUGGCGUCAAGUACGCAGUCAAGACAUACCAUGAAAAAGAGCCUCAUGAACUGCGGAAAGAGUACCACACUAGGGUCUUGUACGAGUAUGAGCUUUUGAAGCUGCUUGAUCAUGAGGGCUUUUAUGUCCCGCAAAAACAUACGAUCUCCUGGACCGGCCUGACCGUCAGCAUGUACAUGGAAGCUGGGCUGAUGGAUAUGGCUAGGCUUCUACGACACCAAAAGCAGGGAGACUUUUCCGUGGCUGAAAACUUGUGCUACUGGAAACAGCUUGUCUCUGCCAUUGCGUACCUUCACAGCCGGGGAUUGGCUCAUCGUGAUAUAAAACUUGAAAACAUGGUUUUGCUGGAAACCGGGCGGUUGAAGGUCGUUGACAUGGCUACGGUUACGGAAAGCGAUUCCGCUAUUGGAAUUGUGGGCUCGCCAAAGUAUAUGGCGCCUGAAAUGGUGUCACUGAUUAAGUACGACGGUAUGAAAGCGGAUAUUUGGUCGCUAGGGGUGGUAUUGGUGUAUUUUGCAACCAAACGGUUUGUAUGGAAAACGGCCCAUUUGAGUGAUGAGCGGUACAAGGCGUGGCUUGAUGGUAGUGAGGACGUUUUUCUGGUGCUUCCGGGUCGUUUGAAGGACUUUGUUUCGAGUCUUUUGGCUGUGGAUCCGCUGGAACGAUUUUCCAUAGAGGCCUUGCAAGAGCAGGCAAUUUAUAGCAAGCUCCCGUGGUGUCAUGGAGGGGAAAGUUGUGGAACUGAGCAUCGGUUGCUCGUGGAACUGGGAUAUUGA